AUGGCUAGAGAAUCUCAACGCUCGUCGUCAUCGUCCUCGUCAGCAUCUAGCAUCUUCAAGCGCGGGCCGUUCACAAGGUCAACCACCAGCCCACCCUCUUUGAACAGACAGAAUUCGCACACUGCCCGUCAGGAAUGCAGCACAUCACCACAAGGUGGAGCCACCUCUCUGUUAUUCAAGGUGGCAUCUGCCUCCCUCAGGACAUCUCCGAGAAAUAGCCCGCCAGCAUCUCCAAGGCAAUGCCCUAUGGAUAUUCAAGAAGUGCAAUGGGAUGUGCUAAGCCGUCGCCUAUCUGAAAACCGUCAUGGAUGGCUGAAGUUGAUUCAUUACACGCCUUUAGGGGCGAUUGAAGAUAUCAACAUGGCCACAGGUCUAUUCAGAACGGCCUGCCAGCUUCUCGCAAGCCACCCGCAAGAGGCCUGCCCAGGUAUCACGAGGCAUUUCCCUCAGCUGUUACAGCGUCAAAGCGUCUCGAAGACUGGUGAACUGCGAGGACACAGAAGAAGCGACGGCUCGUUUGAGCUUUGCAGCUUAGAACGUAGCGAGGGGCACCUUGAUCAGUGUCAGAUGAUGAUCGAGGAAGUUUAUGGAGCUUGA
Molecule: messenger RNA, 597 nt
Organism: Aureobasidium melanogenum CBS 110374
Lineage: Eukaryota; Fungi; Ascomycota; Dothideomycetes; Dothideales; Saccotheciaceae
Exons: 2
Coding region: 1-597 (198 amino acids)
Source: RefSeq, a predicted model, not a curated record